Molecule: messenger RNA, 1379 nt
Organism: Nicotiana attenuata
Lineage: Eukaryota; Viridiplantae; Streptophyta; Magnoliopsida; Solanales; Solanaceae
Exons: 5
Coding region: 111-1097 (328 amino acids)
Molecular function (GO): DNA binding
Source: RefSeq, a predicted model, not a curated record
GUUUAAGAAGAAGAUUACUUAUCCCCGUAAAGUACGACGACCAGAAAACUACUGUCAGUCACAUUAUUCAAACAAAAGUGCUCGAGUCGUUCAACGCUUCCCACUCUCCAAUGGCCGAAAACGCCGUCUCAUCCAACUUCCCGGAUUCCGUCAACGUUAACGGCGACUUCCCCGAUGAUUGUUUGCCGCCGGAUCCGCUGUUACAAUCCGGCACCUACAUCCACGCCGAUUCAAACGCAACCGUUGAGACCACACCGGAGAGGAGCCUACUAGAUGAACCGCACGUGUCCGAUCCAAUGCCGGCGGCGGCUUCGACGGAAAGUACGGCGAAGAUUCAAACGGUGUCGACCGAGCUGGUAACGCCUAAGCGGCGGCUGAAUAAAUCGGUGGAGGUAACGUCGGAGAGGCCGAGCUGGUUGCCUAAAAUAAAGAAAACAUAUCUCUUUGAAGAGUUUUUGGACUUUGAUUACUUGGCUAUAACUGUGGAAAUCGAGGUAGAGUUCAAUUUGAUGACCUGGUGUGCUCAAGAAAAAAGAGCAAAAGAUGAUAUUGUGUUUAUUGAAGGGCAAUCACAAAGACCUUCUGGAAGUACAGGAGGCAAUGAAGGUGAAGUGUGUAAUCGUUCAUCUCCCCUUAAUGGGCAGCGUUAUCCAAAUAUCUAUACUAGUGAGAGGAUGCAAGUACCCUGGGAACAGUCGACGUGUGGCCAAGUUAUCCGAGACACCACCUUUGUGCCCUGGAUUCUGCAGUACUUUUUUGAACCUGUGUCAGGGCGUAAAUUCCGGUCAAAAGUUGAGGUGCUUUAUUUCCUGGAAACAGGUGGCAAGCGCAAGAAGGGAAACACUGGCAGUGAAGCUACACCAUCUGAAACCUCUAAGAGCCAAAAACAGAAGAAGGGUGGCUCAAAAACACAGAAAAUUACCUCUUUUUACUUCGACUCUGGGAAUCCGCCACAUAGUGUAUGCUGGGUUCAGACGGACGGUUUUGCAGAUACCUGGGCACCUUCUUGUAACGGUGGCAUGAUUCCUGAACGCAGAAGACAAGAAUGGGUUGCUGUCUUCUCAAGUGUAUCCCAGCUACGGCGAAGGAAUGUGUAAAUUUUUUGUUAGGGAGAUAGGAGGCUCUAACUUGCACUAACCAGUUCACACACUUUCUCCAUAUGUCUAUCGUGUGUCAAAUCUCAUCUGAAUUGGCCUUACUUCUUGGGUUUUAGUGCAGAGACCGCAUAGUUCAUAGCUUUUUGUUUGCCGAAGGAGUAGGCAAAAGUAGCUCACCUAAAAUAUGUUCCUGAUGUAGUAUGGUAUGUUCUUGGUCCCUCGAUUGCUUAGUUGAACUCUUAUUUAUUUUGAAAUUAGGUUCAAGACCUGCUUUACGAACUA